ACAGCAGAGGCCAGAGAAAAGAAAUAAACUGAACUGCAGCACUUGUUAAGGUCGGAUCUCGAUAGAGCGAAAAAACUUCCUUGGAGCUACGGCGCCAAAGUCAAACAAGACGAGCGGUAGUUCUGAGUUCAUUUGGCAACCUGUUGCUUAGACUAGUAAGGAGGCACUUGCAACAUGGCCAAAGGCCACACUACUCUGGGCUGUGAUGGCCCCGGCAUGAGUGUUUUCCUGAUGGGCUUGUUUACGGGAACAUUCAGCUCUAUAACCAUCAAGGUCGCCUAUCAAAUGACUUCAGUCGGCGCGGACGGGACGAGAAAACCGUUUGAAAAGCCUCUUACUACAACGUUUCUCAUGUUCAUGGCCAUGGCGAUGGCCCUUCCAGCCAUGCGCGUCUACGCUCGUCUUUACCCUCCCUCUCCAUCGGACGAGCCCAAACCGCUGAACUGGCGUCUCUGUCUGCUUGUCCUCGCUCCCUCCCUCUUCGACCUCGUGGGGACAGCUUUUGCGAAAGCCUUCGUAUUGAAGGACCAUCUCGCCCCGCACAUGUGGCUCGGUGUUAGCAUCAACCUUGUGGCCAUGGUACUUGUGGCCUCCACCACCUUCUUCGAUCACAAAAAUACUGUUGACAAUCGAGACCCCCGUGUGGGUAUUGGUUUCAUCCUUUUGUCGUGUCUGGUCCAGGGCACUCAAUACGUGUUUGAGGAGAAGGUUAUGACAGUGGAAAGCCUCCCGCCGAUGGUGCUGGUUGGGUUGGAGGGCUUCUGGGGCAUGAUCCUCAUGCUUUUGGUCGUCUUUCCCUCAGCCUACUAUCUUCCCGGAACCGAUGAGGGCGGUUCUAUGGAGAAUGUCUUCGACUCGCUGGCGAUGGUUCGCAAUAGCGCACCGCUACAGGCAGUCCUCCUUAUAUUUUUCCUCACGGUAGCUUGCUACAACAUCUUUGCCAUCUACGUCACGCAUUUUCUUUCCUCAGUCUGGCACGCCAUCCUCGACAACUUCCGGCCCAUCUCUGUCUGGGGCACGGACCUUCUCAUCUACUACGUCUUCACGUACGGCCGCUUUGGAGAGGCCUGGACGGUCUACUCCUGGCUGCAGUUUGGAGGAAUGCUCCUCCUCUUUUUUGGCACCGCCGUCUACAACGGCUCCGUACCUUGGCUUCUCUUUCCUUCCUACGCUGGCUAUGAGAGGGUCGAGGCCGGGACGGAGGAAGGCAAAGGUGAUGCCAGGAUUCGGGCGCAAUCAAUUGAGGAUUUUGCACCUGUCAUUCGGACAGAUCGUAGUAUGAUCAUGCUCCGGGUAGACUGGCAUCCUCCUAUCAAGGGAGUGCAGGAGGACGGAGGGAUAUAGGUUCAGGCAGUUAUGGAAAUACCAUCACUUUCGCAUCAAUGUCAUUGCGAGAGUUACAAACUCAUCAUGGUGGAAAUUUUUAUACACGAUCACGUGAAAGGAAGAAAGGACAAGACGAACGGGGCGAGGGGGUCUCGGGAGUGCAUCCACCUAUGUCGAAUCCCUCGCAAGGAGAAAAAGAACGAGGAAAGGUGGACAGAGUGUAUCAGGGCCAGAGAGAGAGCAAGAAAGAAGGGGGUGACAUGCGUCUAUCCUUAACAUCAUCAGUGGAGGAAGGAACAAUUGGGGUAAAGAAUUGAACAAGGCAAGAAGACGGGAUGAGGCAG
Molecule: messenger RNA, 1670 nt
Organism: Nannochloropsis gaditana CCMP526
Product: drug metabolite transporter superfamily
Exons: 10
Coding region: 175-1344 (389 amino acids)
Cellular component (GO): membrane
Source: RefSeq, a predicted model, not a curated record